AUGCGCCUGUUUAAGAAGUAUUGCCUGCCGUCGCAUACUGAAAAGAGUGCGGGGAAGAAGAACAAGGAAAAGCCUCCAUUCCGCGCGUCGAGCUCGUUCAGCAGCAACAGCAGCAAAUCGACUAGCAGGAACUCGCCUCUAUCUCCUUCGCAUUCUGCCUCGAGCUACGAUCCUACCAAACGACUGCCCCCGCAAGUUCUCAACAGAAUAUUCUCCUAUGUCUGCCCUCAUGCGCUCGAUGAAUCAUAUAACUCGUCUGAAGAGUCAAUAACUGAAGAUGGCUGCAUGCUAUGUGAUAUGCGCGACUUGGCGUGCUGCGCUUUGGUAAGCAAAAAGUGGUCCACGCCAGCGCAAAAGUUACUCUACCGAAAUGUCCGCAUCGACGCCGUUCACUACUGUGAACUUGAGAUCGAGCUAUCCGCAAAACGCAAACGUCGCCGCUCUUUUGUCGACCAGAAUGGAAAAAGGUUGGAUGUCCCACAGUCGCGGUUACAUUUAUUCAUGAGAACAGUCAGGGAUUCUCGACAGCUUGCCGAGACCGUUUUAUCUUUGAGAUUGCCAUACAUGACCCGAGAGGCUAGCAAGUCGGAUCUAGCUCGGACUAUUUCCGUGUUACACAGUUUGCGAUAUGUCGACCUACCAGUAGGAUUCUUCACCGAUGAUCCCUCGUCGUACGCCUUGAAGCAGGAGUUGAUAGCUAAUUGUCCUGAUGUUCGACGUAUGACAUAUGCCCAUGGCUCAGAGAUGAGUUUUUCCCAGAUAGUCGGCUCGUCGUUGUGGAAGAAUUUGGAGAGUCUAGAGUUAUCCAACCUGCAGGUUGAGGAGAGUACUCUGCGGCAGGUUCUCUCUUCGUUUCCCGCAUUGCGAAAUCUGAAGAUGGAAAACAUGCCAUCAAUAGGAGAUUCUCUCUUUACUCCUAACCAAUACCUCCCGACGUUUCCACCUAUCGCCAAGUUGACGGUUCGGAACAUAUCAACCAUCACCGCUGGCGGGCUGGCUGAUCAUCUCUCCGCUCCACAGACUCAACAUGCUCUUAAAGAAUUGGUUCUGGUGCAAUGCGGAGUCCGUCCAGAAUCAUUACAUACAGUCUUUUCCAGAGCCCCUCGACUCGCAAACCUCACGCUAGAGUUGGAGGUAGACAAAUCUUUUCUUGCACAAGAGACCCCGCUUCUAGCGUCCAGAAGUCUGAAAACCAUACACUACGAAAUUACCUGUUCAGGAAGCCCAACCGGACCACAGCCUGUGACAAAAUCCUAUUAUGACUAUCUGAUGUCUUCUCUCAAGGCAAAUAGUCUGCCAUCCCUGCGGAAUAUAUAUGUCCUGGAUUCCUCAUUCGCCGAUCUUCUUCUUCUGGUUCCGCCGCCCCGUCUAUUCGGCGGAGGCGAGAACGGACUGCAGUCAGUAGGGCCAGGAUUGCAACAACCAUUGACACUCUACACCAAAGGCAUGGACGAAUUCGAGUGGAAUGUGACCGAAUUCGAGCCGGUAUCAUCUGGCAGACGAUCAAGUACGACCAGACCAGUCAGUUUCCAUUCGGCACAACUGAGUCCACGAUGGGGUGGGGACGCGCGUGAGAGUGUCCUUGUAGGCAACGGAUUUGGAGGAUAUCUUGCGGUUCCUGUGGACGAAGGACGACCGAUGAGCAGUAGUGGGGUUCGGGGUAAUGACAAAAGGGAUAGCAAGUAUGAUCUGUGGAGGUGA
Molecule: messenger RNA, 1701 nt
Organism: Talaromyces amestolkiae
Lineage: Eukaryota; Fungi; Ascomycota; Eurotiomycetes; Eurotiales; Trichocomaceae
Exons: 2
Coding region: 1-1701 (566 amino acids)
Source: RefSeq, a predicted model, not a curated record